AUGGCUGAGGUUGAACAAUUUGCCUUCCAAGCUGAGAUUUCUCAGCUUAUGUCAAUUAUUAUUAAUACUUUUUAUUCAAAUAAAGAAAUCUUUCUUCGUGAAUUAAUUUCCAAUUCUUCCGAUGCUUUGGAUAAAAUUCGAUAUGAAUCGCUUACAGAUCCCUCAAAACUUGAGACUGGUAGUGAACUUUAUAUUCGAAUCAUUCCAGAUAAGGAACAUAAUGUUCUCACGUUACGGGACACCGGAAUUGGCAUGACUAAGGCGGAUCUUGUAAAUAAUCUCGGUACCAUCGCACGCUCGGGUACUAAGGCCUUCAUGGAAGCUUUACAAUCUGGUGCAGACAUUUCUAUGAUUGGUCAAUUUGGUGUGGGAUUUUAUUCGGCCUACUUGGUUGCGGACCGUGUUCAAGUCAUUACAAAACACAAUGACGAUGAACAAUAUAUUUGGGAAUCGGCUGCUGGUGGAUCAUUCACCAUCACUCGUGAUACAAUUAAUCCGCCUCUCGGUCGGGGUACAGAGAUUCGAUUGUUCCUGAAAGAAGAUCAAUUAGAAUAUAUUGAAGAACGUAAGAUCAAAGAAAUUGUCAAGAAACACUCAGAAUUCAUUGGAUAUCCAAUCCAGCUUAUUGUCGAAAAGGAAGUGGAAAAGGAAGUAGUAGAUGAAGAAGCCGAGAAAGAAGUAACCGAAGUGACCGAAGAAGACGAAAGUAAAACAGCUAAAAUUGAAGAAGUUGAUGAUGAAGAAUCUAAAGAAGAUGAAAAUAAAAAGAAGACAAAAAAGAUUAAAGAAAUGACAAAAGAAACCGAGGAGUUAAAUAAGACCAAACCUUUAUGGACAAGAAAUCCUGAAGAUAUUCAAAACGAAGAAUAUGCUGCAUUCUACAAGUCACUCACUAAUGAUUGGGAAGAACAUCUGGCGGUAAAACACUUUUCCGUCGAAGGUCAACUUGAGUUCCGAGCAAUUUUAUUCGUCCCACGUCGGGCGCCAUUUGAUCUCUUUGAAACCAAGAAGAAAAGAAAUAACAUCAAGCUCUAUGUGCGCCGUGUCUUUAUCAUGGAUGAUUGUGAAGAUUUAAUUCCUGAAUAUCUAAACUUUGUUAAGGGAAUAGUUGAUUCUGAGGAUCUACCGCUAAACAUUUCUCGUGAAAUGCUUCAACAAAAUAAGAUUCUUAAGGUUAUUCGUAAAAACAUAGUAAAAAAAUGUAUGGAACUCUUUAAUGAGAUCGCUGAGGAUAAAGAUAAUUUCACAAAAUUCUAUGAGGCCUUUGCGAAAAACAUUAAGCUUGGAAUUCAUGAAGAUUCUCAAAAUCGGGCCAAAUUAGCCGAAUUCCUUCGUUACUUCUCCACAAAAUCUGGUGAUGAACUUACUUCUCUAAAAGAUUAUGUUACCCGCAUGCCCGAAAAACAGAAAGACAUUUACUAUAUUACAGGUGAAAAUCGUCAAGCUGUUGAGAACUCACCAUUCGUCGAAGUAUUGAGAAAACGAGGGUAUGAAGUCUUGCUUAUGACUGACCCCAUCGAUGAGUACUCCGUCUCUCAACUUAAAGAAUACGACGGUAAGAAGCUUGUAUGUAUCACAAAGGAAGGGCUUGAGCUCGAUGAGGAUGAAGAAGAGAAAAAACGUCGUGAAGAAGAAGCUAAACAAUAUGAUGAUUUGUGUAAACAAAUCAAAGAAAUUCUCGGCGAUAAAGUUGAGAAGGUUCUUGUAUCAAAUCGUAUUUCAGAGUCACCAUGUGUUCUUGUCACUGGUCAAUACGGCUGGUCUGCCAACUUUGAACGUAUUAUGAAAGCUCAGGCAUUACGUGAUUCUAGUAUGGCAUCGUAUAUGGCAUCUAAAAAGAUUAUGGAAGUUAAUCCACAUCAUCCAAUCAUUAAAUCACUCAAAGCUAAAGUCGAGGCUGAUAAGAAUGAUAAGACUGUUAAAGAUCUCACGUGGCUUCUUUUUGAAACAUCAUUAUUGCAAUCCGGUUUUAGUUUGGAAGAACCUUCAUCAUUUGCUGGAAGAAUUUUCAAGAUGAUCAAAUUAGGUCUUGAUAUUGGUGAAGAAGAAUCUAUGGAAACUGAUGAGGCAACCCCUAAUGUAGCAGAAUCAAGUACUGCUGAGGCUUCUCAAAUGGAAGAGGUUGAUUAA
This is a messenger RNA of Scutellospora calospora, 2130 nucleotides long. Lineage: Eukaryota; Fungi; Glomeromycota; Glomeromycetes; Diversisporales; Gigasporaceae. The record is from the annotation of a GenBank genome assembly.